This is a messenger RNA of Astyanax mexicanus (Mexican tetra), 3873 nucleotides long. It is a transcript of the gene cbx2, whose product is annotated as chromobox homolog 2 (Drosophila Pc class). Gene Ontology annotation, cellular component: PRC1 complex; heterochromatin. Lineage: Eukaryota; Metazoa; Chordata; Actinopteri; Characiformes; Acestrorhamphidae. Gene Ontology annotation, biological process: negative regulation of transcription by RNA polymerase II. Bases 180 to 1832 code for a protein of 550 amino acids. The transcript is spliced from 5 exons. The record is from RefSeq and is a predicted model, not a curated record.
UUCACUUACAUUGUUUUGGCGUUUUUACUACUGAACCACAAGCCCCCGCUACCCACACCCCCCAACCUUACUGCUUCCUUUCGCCUGCGAGUCUUUUCUUUUCACACCGACGUGAGAGAGAGAGAGAGAGAGAGAGAGAGAGAGAGAGAGAGAGAGAGAGAGAGAGAGGCGCUGCAGAAAUGGAGGAGCUGAGCGCGGUUGGAGAGCAGGUUUUUGAUGCCGAGUGCAUUCUAAACAAAAGGCUGCGGAAGGGGAAGUUGGAGUAUCUGGUGAAGUGGAGAGGAUGGUCGGCCAAGCACAAUAGCUGGGAGCCGCAGGAGAACCUCCUUGACCCGAGACUGCUGGCUGCGUUUAACAAGAGGGAGCAGGAACGAGAACUGCUGCUCCAGAAACGAGGAAAACGGCCUCGUGGACGACCACGAAAAAUUACGGAAGACACUGUUCCAACAGUCUCGAAAUCAAGUAGUUCCUCAUCAUCUUCAUCUUCAUCUGGUUCAUCAUCCUCCUCCUCCUCCUCCUCCUCCUCUUCUUCUUCUUCCUCUGAGGAGGAUGAUGACGACGAUGAUGACAAUGACGUUAACGGUGACAGAAAGCCGAAGCCAAGUCCCCGUCCAAGGGAGCUGGAUCCUGUUCCACAGAAAAAGGCACAGAUUGUAAUGGCUAAACCUGACCCUCCAAAAAAGAAGCGAGGCAGGAAGCCGUUGACACCGGAGCUGAAGGCCUUGAAGCAGAGUCAGGCCAAGUGUAUACGAAAGCCCAUGCCUAAAGACCCUCUGUCUGACCUGCGAGGCAGUAUCAAGAAACCCCUCAUGCCUGCCAGCUUCACCUACACAGGUAUGAAUCGGGCUGCCAGUAGAGAACCUCUUGCAGUGCAGAGCAGAGGGUCAUUCACCCACAAUUCACCUGCAAAGAGUUCCCCAAACACUCAGGGUACUGGGCGCCCUGCGGGAUCACUUGGCCGGCUGUCGCAAGGGAAAAGCACAGCAGAUUUUAAACUGUCAGACAUGGGGAGCGGAGGAUUGGAUUUAAAAGCAUCAGCAUGCAAGUCGCCGGGGGUGGCGUCACUGAGCUUGCACAACUCAAAGCUUACUGCAUGCAGUACCAACGGACAGGCAACAGGUGGAACUCCAAACUGGACAAAAAAGCAGGAAACUCCUACACAGAGCCCUAUGCAACGAUCAAACAGCAACAAACCUGCUACGACUGCUUUGUCCUCUGUAAAAAGCUCCAGCAACCUGUCCACAAGCACCCAGCCUGCAAGCCUACAUGUUGCAAGCAAAAUUGAAAAAGGUACAGGCUCCUCUGUAGUUGGCGUCAGCAUCCAAGGCUCUGUCCAUCGAAACUCUGGAAGUGCAGUAAGAAAAGGCCCAGCACAAGAGAAAAGCCUUUUGAUAAAUCCAGCCAGUCAAGCAGCUGGAUUAGGAAUGGUGGGUACACGCAACAAUAUCAUCCCAGUUGGAAUAGACAGGGUUAAAUCAGAAGAUUCCAGCGACCCGGCAGAAAAACUCGGAAAAGCAAAUCAAGGAAGGCAUCAGAAGAGCUUCCCCUCUACCUUGGACAGAAAUGGUUUGAAAGAUGGAACCAAGGCAGGAAAAACGCUGAGUGAAAUGAGCACAGGAGAAGAAGGAACCAGUUCAGAGUCCGAGCCAGAUUCUUCCUUCUCCAGCAAAAGUCAGGAUCUUCCAAUUGGCAUAAACACCAGCCAGGACUGGAGGCCCACACGCAGCCUGAUUGAACACGUCUUUGUCACUGACGUCACCGCCAACCUCGUCACGGUAACCGUGAAGGAGUCGCCCACCAGUGUUGGCUUCUUUGGCAUUCGGAAUUUCUAAUCAUUAGAACAUGUUCACAUCUCUGGAGCAUGGGCUAAAUGUCAAGAUAGAACCUGAGGGGAGUCUGAGGGAAGCAGCUGAACCCCAAACCAUUUUAGUGCAUUUUAGUGGAACACGCUGAACCAACCUUUCCAAACAAACAGCAACAUUUUAAGUAGGUUUCUAAUGGGAACUAGGAGACCAACCCUAAGACUGGUGGAUGUAUCAGAUAGAUGCUCUUUUUUAUUCUGUUUUCAAUCAGGUGCUCUGCGAAGUGGUGCUUAAGUGAAUGAAAAAAUACAGGCUUGAAAAAUCACAUUUUUCAAUUAUGUUCUUAUGUUCCAAACCAAUGUGUCUUGUACUGAGACUUAAUGUUCUCAACAGUAUUGUUUACAAAACUAAAAAAGACAGUUUUACACCUAAUACAAAUGUUGUAACACAAUUUUAGUAACAGGUCAACCUGAAAUGUGGAGGUAAUAGAACUUCUGAUAUUGAAGUUGGAACAAGAACUUUUAAAUUAACGCACAUUUUGUAAGUGUAACACAUUUAAAGCAAAGUGGUGUUUUUUUGGUUUGUUUUUUUCGGGUGAAGCUAUUGUCUUGCUAGGCCUGUCGAACAGUUUAGCAUCCUUUCUUCUGGCCAAUAUUCGGCCUUCUGUCUAGUUACACAACACUUUCUGUAUUUAUUGUUUUUUACUGUUUUUUUAGAAGAUAUGUACAAAUACAGUAAACAAUCUUUUUUGUAUUUUUGUUAGAAACAAAGCUGACAACUCAUUUUAAAUUAAAUGUUCAGGAACCCUCUAAAGGUCAAUCUAAGGAGCUUCAAAGGGUUUGUUUGAGGUGAAGCCAUAAGAACCCCUUUUUGUUGUGUUAAAGUUCAUGUUUGUGAUGGAGAUAUUGGAAAACAGAACAUUUUUAAAGUUCUGAGGAUCUUUCGCUUGAUGAUUUCCACAGGUAUCUGACAAACAUAUUUUAUAAAACCAAUUGUGGUUCUUUUAAGGGUAAAUGGUAGGACAGUUUCUUUUAAAUGAGACGUGGGUGAGGUUUAGAAUAUGAAUCUUAAGAAAAGCUGGCAGCUCUUCUGCCCACAUUCAAUUAGUCUUUAGUCAUUUAACUGAAGGGAGGUAUAUUUAUCUAUAUAGAAGAUUCAGAUCUUUUAAAUCUCAAGUGCCUUGUUUUGGUGUCUGUUCUAUGUUUAGCCGUCGAGAUGCUAAACAGAAACCGUUCUAGGUUCUCAUCAUUAUUGUUCUCUAUAUUAUGACGGGUUUUCUCUGCUGUGGUCAGUAUAUGUGUAUGAAUGACAGUAGUUUCUAUGAGAAAUUGAUUCCAGCUUUUAAAUUUUUUGCUAGUUUUCAGUAAAGCCUUGGUAAGGUGAGUCCAGUCUGCAAUACCAGAACAACCACAUAGCUGCAUACAGACUGUUCAGUCCUUAAUGUGACUAAUGUUUUUAAUCAGCUCUUAUUAUUCAGAAAUGUACAAAAACUGUCUAUUAAACCAAAUUUUCAGCUGCAACGAUCUGAGGUUACUUCUGUGUGUGUGUGCGUGUCCUUGAGAACUGAACCGAUCAGCAGUAAAGUGGAUCUUCGUUCCUGUGUCUGUGCUAUCAGUGCCUCCCUGGUGGAGCAGCAGGGGAAGAGGAGGGUGAUAUCUCAGUGUCUCAAAGCAGUAGAGGAGAUAAGAGAAAGAACGAGUUUAGUUUCCUCCUACACACUAUUGUCUUUCUGUAGCAAGAGAUCCUUUAGCUGCUUGCAUAAAGAGACGCCAGAUGUUGGCAGGCACUGCUUUACUGGGGCAGUAGGUAAAAUAUCCUGUGUAAAAUACAUAAAAAGUUUUAGUUCCUGUGACAAUUAGAGUGAAAAGAUCAUAUUCGGUUAGUAAGCAACCCCACUAAUAAUAGAAUGAAAAGAAAUAACAAUAGUCAUGGUUUUACAUCACAGAGAAUAUUUACAUGCAUUUCAUAAUCUGAUUACUGCAGAGUUAAUUAGUAAUUUGAUCUGAAUCAGAUAAUGGGAAAAGUCUGUAAUUGAGUUUUUGCAAUCAACCAAUAAACUUACAGAAUAAGA